AUGCGCGGUGCGACGCGUCGAGGCGUCGCCGUCGCGGGAUGGGGGGCGAACGCGAGCAGGAAAAGCACGCGAGAGGGACGAGCGACGUCGUCGAAAUCGAAGACAUCGUCGUCGCGCGCGCGCGUCUCGUCGUUGUUGUGCCUCAUCUUGUUUGCGCUCGUUUGGAAAACGACGCGACGGGAAGCGACGACGCAACCGACGCGACGGGAAGCGACGACGCAACCGACGCGACGGGAAGCGACGACGCAACCGACGCGACGGGGAGCGAUGUCUGCGGAGAGAUUCACGAAAUGUGACGCGCUCGUUGCGUCCUGGACGAAGAAGCAGCGACGCGCGCACGAGCAAAGGAUGGAGGCUCGUUACAGUCGAGGCGAUUUUCUCUUCUUCUUGCACGUACCGCGCACGGCUGGGCGUAGUUUUCAUUUUUGCUUUCUCAAACCAGCGUUCGAGACGAGCGAUCUUUGCGGAAAUCAAUACAUGGGAGUGACAAUCGAUCCAAGCCAUCCAAAGUGCAAGUUCUUAGCGACUCACGAUGACUAUAGCCUGGUCGAACGGUUCGAAGCGCAGCCGCGCAUGGUGGUCAUGCUGCGCAAACCGUCGCGGCGCGUGUUGAGCGCGUACGAGUUUUCAAUCGAAGUCGCCGCUCGGAGUUUUGGAACUAAUCCAAAAAAAAUUGAAAAGCGCGUCCAGACGCGCCAAGUCUGGCCGUGGAGCACGCUCACGACUCACAUUGACGGUGAGCUGCGCGGGUACGACGAGGCCAUCAAGGCGAAUCAAAGCAAGAUAGCGAUCUCCGACGUGUACGAUAAUGAACUGUACACACCUUUCGCGGAGUGGAUCGAGAUGGAAAUGGUCCACAACGACGUGCACAACGGCCAAUUCUUUCAAGUGCUGGGUUUGUCGAACAACACGGAUGCGGAAAUGGAGCCGCGAGCGAACGAGUUGCGUGCGUGCGCUCUUCGCAGAGACACUCCGGCGUCGCAGGCGCUGAUGGAGUACGCGAAAGAGCGUUUAGAGCGAGAAAUCGACGUGGUUGCGCUACACGAACGUCUCGCAGAUUCUAUCUCGCUCGCCGCGAAGACAUUGAAUAUACCGCUAAACGCGAGCGCGCAUUUUGUUCAUCCGGCGCACGCUGACGUCGCCACUCUGAGUGAAAGGUUAUCAAAGAGACUGGGCGAUCACGCAUCGAGCGAAAGUGAGAAGGUAGAAGUAAUUGGUUUCGUGUUUCGCUUUCGCAACGUGAAGACAACAGAUUUGGCAAAAGUUAGCUUCCGCGAGUCGUACGUGGACGCGUUGCGCCGCGGCGUAUCGAUGAAAUGCGGCGUCGACGUAGAUGCCGUGCGCAUUCAUCCUAUGAGUCCGGAAGGGGAUUGGUCGAGAGAAUUUAACGGGUUUCACAUGAUGACAGUCACUUUCAAGACGCGCGACGCUGUUGCGCAAAGCUCAGCCGCAGCGAGUGAGCCGUACGACGACAUGACAGAGGACCCUGACGCGUUGUACGACGCGCUCAAAGUCGGCGACGCGGAAUUUUUUCAAAACGUCAUCGCAAUCAACGUCAAAGUCGACCAAAGUUACGGUGAAUUUGAGUUGAGCUCGUACGGUCGAAUCGAUGGAACCAGCGCAAAGGCAACGACGGCGAUGGCGCAUCCCAUCUCUCGCACUGUAGGAGAGCAGUAUAGGGUGUGCGAGAGCGGCCAGUUUCGGAAGUACGCCCGGCUUCGAGCGAAUGCGUUGAAGCACAUCACGGAGAAAAUUCACGGCGCGUACGAGACUUUCAGCGAUCUGGGAAGGAAUCGCAUAUCUCGAAAACUUAUCAAACGGGUCGACGAUUUGAACUUCCUCGACUACGAACUUUGGAAGUUCGCGGAGGAGUUGUUUGAGAAACGUUUUAGAAACGAGAACGACGCGCAUUCGCUCAGUACGCUACCACCGGCGGAGAGAAUCGAAAAGACGAUGUAG
Ostreococcus tauri is the source of this 1959-nucleotide messenger RNA. Its product is annotated as Sulfotransferase. NCBI's taxonomy places the organism in Eukaryota, Viridiplantae, Chlorophyta, Mamiellophyceae, Mamiellales, Bathycoccaceae. Gene Ontology annotation, cellular component: membrane. Bases 1 to 1959 code for a protein of 652 amino acids. The record is from RefSeq and is a predicted model, not a curated record. Gene Ontology annotation, molecular function: heparan sulfate 6-sulfotransferase activity. The transcript has a single exon.